AUGUUGAACAAUAUGGAUUUGAAUGCGAAAGAUUCUUUCUACCCUCAGUUUGAGAAUUGCAACAGUUCUUCCUUGGGAAUGGAAAACAGCGUGCGGAAAGAUAACCAGGAGGUGUAUGUCGAUGCAGAGCGGGGGGUACCUGCCCAGUUUGGCCACGAAGGAACCCCUGCAACUCUCAAAACCGAAGCUUCCAACUCAGAAUUUGCUUUUAACCCCUGCGAGUGCCCAAAAGACACAUACACCCCCUCCUCGCUCGCCUACUCCGGCAGUUUCUAUGUCGAGGCAUCUCAGGGAGCGCCGUGCAGCACCGAAACACUCCUCAAUAUGAUCACUGAGAUUGUGGGCAUAUCUACGCUGCCGCUUUCAGAAGUGCAACAGAGCGGCAACAGUCGGGGAACUUAUCCGUCGCCUGCGCCGCUGGACAGCAGCAAUGGCAAUUUUGGAGACCCCGGCUCCAAGAGGCAAUCCUACACGUGCUCUGGACCUACUCCUCCUGUAUACUCUCCAGAUCAGACGUGCGCGAGGUAUCCUGAUGAUCAGGCCGGCAGCCAGGUUCAAGACCCGUCAUCUUCCCAGCUCAGCUUCAGCUCGUCCCGAGCUCCAAACCAGAAGAAAGCUGAACCAAAGUCAGAGGCUGCUUCUUUCCCCGUCGUCGUAAAGAAUGAGUUUGAAAGCAGCUGCUAUGAGUGGGGGACUCUUAGUAAGUCUGACUGUUUGGAGACCAGUUUCCAGACGGAAACCUUCCCGAUGUCGAGUGAUUUCCCCCCUGACCAGCAAAUGGAUGUAAAGGAACUUUUAGACACGUUCCCCCCAAUUUGUCCCAACCCAGAAAUGGAGUUUAAAGUGGAGGAAGGUAUUAAACAGGAACCGUGUUUCUCUGACACCUGUUCUCAGAGCUACUCCAGUUCCAUGUACAAUAAUUACCUCCCACCGCCGCCGAUGGGCCUCUCCUCUAACCUGAAACCCUUCCCCGAACCUCCACAGCCAUCUAAUCAAUGUGAUUCCUUGUACACAUCACCAGCUUUACCGAGCACCAUAGACUCCAUCCUGUAUUCUUCCUUGUUGCCAGAUUCAUUUGCCCAAAGUUACACCACCCGUGCGACGAAGCCCCCUAGGGCCCGAAAGAGCCCCGCCGCCUCUCAUGGCCCCGCCAAAGAGAAGCCCUUUACCUGCCCCAUGGAGAGCUGCGACCGGCGCUUCUCUCGCUCGGACGAGCUCAACAGGCACAUUCGUAUCCACACAGGCCACAAACCUUUCCAGUGCCGCAUUUGUUUGCGCAGUUUCAGCCGUAGCGAUCACCUUACCACCCACACCAGGACUCACACCGGGGAGAAGCCGUUUUCCUGCGACGUGUGCGGCAAACGCUUUGCCCGCAGUGACGAGAGAAAACGGCAUGGACGCGUACAUCUGAAACAGAAGGAGAAAAUGGAAAUUAAGCCACAGGUGACCACCGGCGCAUGGCCGUUCACUCUUCCCGAGGGAAUCUGA
This is a messenger RNA of Archocentrus centrarchus (flier cichlid), 1488 nucleotides long. Its product is annotated as early growth response protein 1-B. Lineage: Eukaryota; Metazoa; Chordata; Actinopteri; Cichliformes; Cichlidae. The record is from RefSeq and is a predicted model, not a curated record. Gene Ontology annotation, biological process: regulation of transcription by RNA polymerase II. The coding region runs from base 1 to 1488 and encodes 495 amino acids. Gene Ontology annotation, molecular function: DNA-binding transcription factor activity, RNA polymerase II-specific; RNA polymerase II cis-regulatory region sequence-specific DNA binding. The transcript is spliced from 2 exons.